AUGGGGGAGACGCGCGUGAUAUACCACCUCGAGGACGAGCACACACCUUAUCUCGUGCGUAUCAGCGUGCCCGCACAGCGCGUGACCCUGCUCCACGUCAAGAACGCGCUCAACAAACACCAUGCACGUUUCUUCUUCAGGAGCGAAGACCGGGAUUUUGGAGUGGUGAAGGAGGAGAUCAGUGAUGAUGAUGCUGUUCUGCCCUGUGAUAACGGACGAGUGGUGUGCUGGAUUGUUUCUGCAGACUCACAGAUCGACUUCAGAGGCGCUGAUGAUGUCAUGUCUGUGGCCACGCCCACCAGCUCAAUUGCCCCGCCCCUCUACAUGGCCCUGCCUCCUCCACCCCAGGCCCCGCCCCCUCAGAGGACUAGAGGCAUCGGAGAUUCACGCCCGCCGUCCUUUCAUGCACUUGGUGAGGACUUAGAAGGACAGGCCCCCCUCCACAAGGCGUCCAAUCGUCAGCGAGUUCCUAAAGGCGGCUCGUCCAAUCAGCAGCAAAGCAGUGAACUGGAGACGACAAGUUUCUGUUCAUCCGACUCUGGAGGGCGGUUCAGCCAAUCAGAGCACAGCAGCUCGUCUCCACAACGGUUACGCCGUCAGCGGCGGCGACACCGAAAGAAGAACGCUGGGAAGUCUAUGGACCAGUCGGCAAGCAGUGUAACUGACUCCACCAUGUCCCUGAACAUCACCACGGUAACGCUCAACAUGGAGCAGCACCACUUCCUGGGCGUCAGCGUCUUGGGACAGAGCACCGACCGUGGAGACGGAGGAAUCUACAUCGGCUCAAUCAUGAAGGGAGGGGCUGUAGCUUCUGACGGGAGGAUCGAGCCAGGAGAUAUGUUAUUACAGGUGAAUGACAUAAACUUCGAGAAUAUGACGAACGACGACGCAGUGAAAGUCCUGAGGGACGUCCUGCACGCGCCGGGACCCAUCACUCUGACUGUGGCCAAGUGCUGGGACCCGAGUCCAAAGAGCGGAUUUUCCCUCCCUCCAAGUGAACCCGUGAGACCCAUUGAUCCUGCCGCCUGGGUCUGUCACACAGCCGCCAUGACAGGACGCCUCACCCCCCACUACUCGGUGCAUGAGGACACGCCUCUGAGUGUGCACAGUGACAUCACGACGGUGGUGGCGGCGAUGACCAAUCAGAGAUCAGGACUGGAAGUACGAGAUCGACUGUGGCUGAAGAUCACCAUCCCCAACGCUUUCAUCGUCGUCAUGAUGGAACAUGACUAUGUGAGGAUGGAGUCGGAGAGAGGAUUUGAUAGGAUGGUAUGGAGGACUCUGUAUCUGGGUUUGGAUAAGCUGGGGAGGUGGGGAGACGUACGGAUCUAG
Knipowitschia caucasica is the source of this 1332-nucleotide messenger RNA. The record is from the annotation of a GenBank genome assembly. Lineage: Eukaryota; Metazoa; Chordata; Actinopteri; Gobiiformes; Gobiidae.